CCACAGCAAUAGGUAAGAACGUGUUUCAAACAAAGUUGAGGCUUCCAACACAGAAAAAUUAGCAGGAAGCUCUCUGUUUGUCGUCAUGCACGAUUCUUCCUGGGAUACAGCAGAUAUCCAUGGAGUUUCAGAGUUUCUUGAUGUAUCGCGAACUACCAUCGAUAGUUUACUACAUCAGGACUUGUUUUCAUCCAUCUUUUCGUCUCUAAUAAAACGAUACAAAGAAUACGGAAAUUUAAAAAAUAAUGAAUUAAUUGCUGAAGUGAACUUUGAACAGCAAUCUCGAGUUUUAGAAAAGCGGUUAUUGGAGUCUGAGAAACAACUGGACGCGUCAAAAUUUGAUAACGAAAAUGUUCGUAAGUCACUUCUUUCAUCUGAAGAGAAUUCUAUUAAGAACUAUAAUCUUUAUCAAAAUGCACAGAAAGAAGUAGACGCAUUGAAGAAGGAACGCGAUGAAACAAAAAGUGAUUACGAACUGCUACACAAAGAAAAUGUACGGCUUCGAGAGUCCCUUGUUCAAAAUUCGAAAGAUUUACAAGAGAAAGUUACUGUCAUUGAUGGCUAUAAAAGCCAGCUUUUGACGUACAAUCGAAAGGUUAUAGAGGUACAACAUUUACAACAGGUGGUACAAUCAUCGAAAUCUUCUUACGAAUUCGAGCUGCAAAAGUUAUCACAAAAGAACUCAAUAUUGGAUAACAACAAUACAUGGCUCAAUCAAGUUAUUGAAGAUCUAAAUACGAAGUUAUUGAAACUCCAUCAAUCUUUUUCGUUGGAAAAAUCACAGCUGAAUUCGCAAUUGACGGAUGCAAAUUUAAACAAGGAUGUAUUGCAACGUAAAGUGGAUUCUUUAAGUAAACAAUGUACUGAAAGUCAACUGAAGCACGAAACUUGUCUUAAUGAACUUUCUGAGCUGAAGAAACAGCAUGAGAAUACAGUUUUCUCACUUCAGAAAGACUUAGAAUCUCAAAGACAACUUAUCGAUUUAUGGACCAAUAAAUACAAGACGCUUCAAGGUCAUUCUGAACAUCUUCAAAAUGCGAACUCUGAAUUGGAUACACUACUUAGAGAGGCACAACAGUCCCUUGAGGAUCAACAUUCUGUUUUCGAAAAAAGUUUAUCUUCUAGCCAGUCAAAUGUAGAGUUUCUAAAGAAGGAAAUAGCAAGCUUGGAAUCGCAGCUUUCCUUAGCGAAUGAAAGGCUUGCUAAUUCUGAAGAUUCUGGUUUUUCUUUUUCUUUAAAACCUAGAGAGACGUCAUUAUCUUUAUCCGAUUUAUAUACAGAAAGACUAUACUUUAAGCAAAAGUAUGAGCAUAGCAAACAGCAAGUGGAUCGUUUACAACGAAACUUGAACGAAACUAUGAACGAGGUAAAUCUUCAACACCCUCUCAUUAAAGAACAGUUUGAACGUUUUAACGAAAAGCAGAAGGAAAUCGCGGCAAUGAGCGAGCAAUACCAAAAGUCUUUGGCAGAUUUCAGAAAAACGCAAUCGGGCUUCAAGGCUCUGGAAGUACAGCUUAAAGAUAAAUCUAAAGAAAACAAACAUUUUGAACAACAAAUUCGUGAUUUGGCUCGCCAGGUUCAAGUAUUGCUACAUGAAAUAGACCUUCGUGAUUCCGGAACAGUGUUUACCAAUAAAGAGCGUCAAGUUUUUCGAAGUUUGGUAGAGCAGUCGGUAGAAACUCCUGAAAGCGAUACUAAUCAGCUUAUAUCUGAUUGUCUUGUUUCCUUCAGAAAUAUAGCUGAAUUACAGCAACAAAACCAAAAAUUACUUUCAGUUAUUCGCGAUCUCGCCCAAGAGCUAGAAAAAAAUGAAAGCAUUUCUAACGCUUCCAAUGUCCAAAAUGAUACUUUAAUGAAUGCUAAUCGCAUUAUUGAUGAACUCUCCCAGCAACUCGAGUUUAUGAAUGAACAAUUUAACGGUUGCAUAAAGGAACGGGAUUUUUUCCGAACGUUAGUUCAAGAAAACGAAUCUUUUUUAAAAAUUGACGACGAUUCGUUGGAUAUCCACAAAGGAAUGAAACUUAAGGAAAGGAUAGGCAAUCAACGAUCUUCGAUACAAAUUGACUUACUAACUGAAGAGCUGGAAAGCUUUAAAUCCGUUGCCAGUGAAAAAGAAACCAAAUUAUUGGAGAAGAUUAGAUCCUUAGAAACUGUUAACUUUGACCUACAAAAUCUUAAUUCGGCUGUAAAAAUAGAUCUGGCUAAAACCCUCGAGAAAUGCGGUUACUAUGAUCAUUUAUUGACAACAAACCAAAAAGAACACAGUGAACUAUAUGAAAAAUAUAAGUUAUUACAGGAACAGCACAGUAACAGUUUACAACAAUUUCAGGCAAUCUCUGGUCAAUUGAGCGUUUAUUAUAAGCAAGUGGAAACUUAUCGAUUUGAUUUGGAGAAUUUGUACAAAGAGAAGAAUCUCUGGAACAGUGUCGAAUCGAAAUUAACUUUCGAAUGCUCGCAACUAAAUUCCUCUUUAUUAUCUAUUCAGCAAGAAAACAAUCAACUGAAAGCACAGUUACAAUCCCACGAGCAAGAUCAUGAUGGAGUUGUUAAAUUAUUGAAUAACCGUCUUUCUGAAUCUUCCAUUGAUUUGAGAAAUGCUAAUGCUAAAAUUUCUGAAUACGCUGAUGACAUAAAAAGGAUUACUCUACAGAAUUCUUAUGAUAUUAAAGACUAUCAGCUGCAAUUGAAUACCAUGGGAGACAAAGUUUCCGAAUUAAAACAAGAGCUCACUUCCCAAGCUACUCGAUGCGCGAGCCUUGUUACUGAAAACCAGGAGCUUAAGGAUAACUUAAGGUUGACUCAAGAAAGAUGCAAUAACUUACAAACAAGUAUUCUAUCUUCAAGAUCAUCCGAGGGUUCAAUUACUGCUGAAACAGAAAAUAUUAUGAAAGAUUUAGAGACAACUAAAGGAAAGCUACAAAGCCUAGGGGAUGAGUAUCAAAAGGUCCAACAAAAGUGUUUAGCAUCGGAGAAAACAUUAGAAAUGAUGAAUGAAACCCAUGAUCAGUUUAAAAAUAUUAUGGAAUCAGAAUUGAGGGAGAGAGAAGAAAAGAUAAAAAGGCUUUAUGCGGAAGCAUCUCAAUUAAAGGAAGAUGUUAACAUGGCCCGACAAGACAAGGAUUUAAAAUAUCAGGAGCAAAUGACCCAAAUUGAGAAUUUAACCCGAGAAAGAGAUGAAAUGCUGAGUUACAAGGAGGAAAACCAGUUUAUUCGUGAUGAAUUCGAGAAAAUGAUUCUUUCUCUCAAAAAAGACUUGGAGAAACAAAUACAGCUAACUAAGGAAGCACAUUGUAAUUAUGAGACCGAAAUCAUAAAUCAUGGUUCCACUACUCAGAAACUUUAUGACAUGCGCGGUGAUUACGAAGAAAUAAAAGGAAAAUACCUUGAACUAAAAUCUAAAAGCGAGGAAUGGACGAGCACGCACGCAAACUCAGAAGAGAAUUGGAGGAAACAAAAGGACAAUCUAGAGUCGGAGGUAUCUUCAUUGAAAGAACAGUUGGAGGGUCUAGAGUCGCAAAAUAGGAUACUCCAUUCUCAAUUUGACUCAGUCAGUCAUCAAGUUGAAUUUUUACAAAAUAAUUCUUGGCAAAAUGAAGCGCCUGUAUCCAGACUGGAUUCUACUGGAGAUUCUGAGUUGCGUGAGCUUGUUAAUUAUCUUCGACAUGAAAAGGAAAUCACCGCUAACAAACAUGAACUGGCUUCCUUGGAUAAUAAGCGGUUAAGCCAGCAAGUGAAAAGUCUUCAAGGGACCAUAGAUUCUUUAAGUUUUGAGGUUGCUAGACUAAAGGGACCCACAAAUGCCGAUGGCUUUGGAAAACCAGAGGUUUUUAGUGGAUCUGACGAACUCCGUCUAUUAUAUGAGAGCAAUGAAGUUCUUCGCAAAGAUAAUGAAUUAAAGCGCUCAAAGAUCGAUAGUAUGGAAAACAGAGUCACUGACGUUGAAAGCAAGUUUGAGCCGUUGAAUAUCGAAAUUAACGACCUUAAAAUUGAGUUGGAUGCCAAGAAUGAGAGUAUUAAGCUACUCCAUGAAGAUAAUGAGAGAUGGAAAUCACGUUUCCAAUCUGUAUUGACUAGAUACGAAAGAAUGGAUCCAUCCCAAUAUGAAGAACUUAAAGCCAAGUAUGACAAUCUUGAUGCUGAAAAGAAAGAUCUAGAGUCAGCUUUUGAAAAGCUGAAGGAAGAAAAUGAAAAAUUAAAAGGAGAUUCAGAGCAAAUAUCGGCACUUAAAACAGAGAUUGAGCAACUUAAUGCAAAAAAUGUCAAAUUGGCUAGCGCUUGGAAUGAACGUUAUGAAAGUCUUAUCAAUUCAAGUAAAGCCAGGUUCUCUCAAUUGAGACAGGAGAUCGCAACUAGAGAUAAAGAAUUAAAUUCUAAGAAAGAUGAAAAUAAAAGCCUGUUUAAAGAGCUCGAAAAUGUUCGUGAAGAAGCGAAAACAAACACUGUCGAAGCGACGGAAAUGGUUUCUAAAGAUAAACUACAAGAAAUAGAGCAACGAAAAAAUUCACUAGAACAAGAGCUCUCUAUUGCUAAGGAAAACUUACAAUCAUUGACGAAAGAAAAAGAAACUGAGUUGUCUUCUAAUACAAGUCGUUUUCAGCAAUUAGAAAAGCAGUUAGAACAGAAAAUACAGGAGAACGAAACGCUCUCUCAAAAGUUGAAUACUCUUUCUCAAGAACUGACUUCUAUCAAAGACGCACAGCUUCAGCAAAUACCGUCAGAUCAUCCUGAAGCCUUUGAUUUCCAGCAAAAGUUAGAGACAUUAAAGCACGACUUCAGUAAAGAAAAGGAUGCGACUUUAGAGGAUACGCGCUCGAAGCUUUUAGAAGAAAAAGCUAAAGAGCACGAAAGUCUUCAAAAGGAGCUGGAUGAAAGUCAGACAACAAUACAAAGGCUUGAAUCAGAUUUACAAUCGCUAAAAAGUGCAAUGGAGAAUAAAUCUGAGCCGGAACUUGAAGGUCUAGUAAACGAACGACUUGAAAAAGCCUUACAUGAAAAAGACGAGGCCUUUAGCAAUCGGCUUAAUAGAGCUGUCGCUGAGACGGAGAUUCGUAACAAAGCGAAAAUAUCAAUCUAUGAGAAAAAAACUAGAGACUUACAAUCAAAGAUUGCAGAACUUGAAGGAACACUUAGCGGUCUAAAUCAGCAGUUGGAAUCACAGCAGAGCGUAGAAAGCUCAAAAAAACCUAACGUUGCGAAGGGCAAACAAUCUGUUCAAACGUCCAAUCAAGGUGAUCAGUCUACUAAGUCUCUAAGCUCCAGGUUACAAACAACUGGCAGUAAACAGAAGCCAAAUGUUGCUAGACCCGCUGUAGCUCGACCUGUACCAAUGAAACCAGAAGGUGGAAAAUUAUCUAUCACGGGUGCUUCCAAACGUUUAUCAACUGGUAAAAAUGCAGGUCAGGCCAAGCGCCAACGUGAUGAUUCUAACAAACAGGAUAAUAUAAAAUGAAGAGCUAUAAAAUUUGAUCGUUUAUGAAGUGAUGGGGUUUAAAGAUCUUAAUAUAUUUAACAUUGCUUACGUUUAAUUUAGGACUGACCUUAAGAUUUUUGAAAAUAAUAUAAUAUUCAGUACUA
Messenger RNA from Schizosaccharomyces cryophilus OY26, 5574 nucleotides. Its product is annotated as nuclear pore complex associated protein. NCBI's taxonomy places the organism in Eukaryota, Fungi, Ascomycota, Schizosaccharomycetes, Schizosaccharomycetales, Schizosaccharomycetaceae. Gene Ontology annotation, molecular function: structural constituent of nuclear pore. Gene Ontology annotation, cellular component: nuclear pore. The record is from RefSeq and is a predicted model, not a curated record. The transcript has a single exon. The coding region runs from base 86 to 5449 and encodes 1787 amino acids. Gene Ontology annotation, biological process: mRNA export from nucleus; protein import into nucleus.